ACAUGAUGGCUGCAUAACUGCAUCCAAGGCAAGGGUAUCCAGAAAGUGGCCCCAGGGAAUUCUACAAUGCAAAUGCCGCGAUCCUUAAUAUAGAGGUGAAUCUAGUGAAGACUUCUGUGUAGCUUCUCUUAUGAAAAGAUGAGAAUCUUUGCCAGUAAUUCACAAAGUCUGAUGCUAGUGUCUGCAAAGGAAGGGGAGAUGCUUUCAAAACCUCUGGGUUGCAAGGGAAGAGUCCCUGUACAGAUGUGUGUGGUGUUUCUGGGGAGAGGCUGUGCCAGACUGACUGCAAUGUCUCAUUGCAUUGGACUCCUGUCCAUUGCCUCUAAACUGAACUUGCUGGUUUUGCUGCUUUCUGCAUUGUGCUUCUGUUCAUGCUUAAGUGACAGAAUUCCAGAGUUUGCCCUCACAAAAAUAGAAGACAGUGACUUAAAAGAAGAAAAUGGCAAAGAGUCAGUAGCAGAGGAUGAUCUUGAUCCUGAAGACUUAGAAGUGUUUUACCCAACAUAUCAGUGGCAAACAGUCCGUCCAGGUCAGGCUGUUCCUGCAGGGUUACAUGUGCGAUUAAAUCUUCAAACAGGGGAAAGAGAAGCCAGGCUUCCAGAUAACAAAAAUGAAAAAAGUGAUAUGAAAGACCAGGAGAAAAGGAAAAGGCUGGACGAGAUGCAUAUCAACUCAAACUCAUUUACAUCACAGGAACUCAAAGAGGCUUUGGCUAAAAUGAAGGAAAAAGAAAAGACAGAAAGCACAAUGGAACAAAAGGCUAAUUUGGAAGAUGUGAGACAAAGAUUUCGUCCCAUAGAAGAGCUGAAGAAGGAGUUUGAAGAACUCAACAUGAAGAUAGAAACUGAUUUUGAAAUUAUGGUUAAAUUAAUCAACAAAUUCAAUAGCUCUACUUCUACUUUGGAUGAAAAAGUAGCAGCACUGUAUGACCUUGAAUAUUAUGUUCAUCAGGUGGACAAUGCAAAAGACUUUCUUUCCUUGGGUGGACUUCAGCUUGUGAUUAAUGGAGUAAACAGCACCGAGCCUGUGCUAAAGGAACAUGCUGCCUUUGUCCUGGGAGCUGCACUAUCUAGCAAUCCCAAAGUUCAGGUGGAAGCAAUUGAGGGUGGUGCUCUACAAAAACUGCUGGUUAUUUUAGCUACGGAACAACCAUUGGCUGUGAAGAAAAAGGCUCUCUUUGCUUUGUCUUCGAUGCUGAGACACUUCCCCUAUGCCCAGCUGCAGUUCCUCAAGCUUGGUGGCCUUCAAGUACUUAGAAAUCUCUUCAAAGAAAAAGGCAUGGAGAGUCUCUACAUACGUGUUGUGACGCUGCUCUACGACCUUAUUUUGGAAAAGAUGCUGCUUGAGGAUUCAGAGAACAAGGAAGACCAAAUGAAAGAGAAAGUUCAGCAGUACAAACAAGUGAACCUGGUGCCAGCUGUGGUGGAACAGGGCUGGUGUGUGAUUAUUUCUAACCUCCUGGCAUUGCCGGAGCAUGACACUAGAGAAAAAGUUCUAAAAACAGUGCGCAUUCUGAUGGCUGCCUGCAGGGACGGAUACCAAGGGGACUAUGCCCUCAGCACCACACUGAGCAUGCUCCGCACCGAGUACGAAGAACUGGCAGCAGAAGAACAAAGGGAAGGGGACAAAGAUGGCUAUUUUAAGGAGCUCCUUAGCUCUAUAAAUACCAUUAUUCAGGAGUUAAGAUCAGGAUAUCUGUAAUCUGACGGAGCUUUAAAAAAAAAAAAUUCAUGACAACCUGGUGAAUUUUGAUGGACAUGCAUAAACAAACUAUUGAGUAAACUGCUGGUCUAAGCAAAAUCCCUCCACAAAGCAAGUGAGCCAACAGCUCCAUUAUUAAAGAAAGAUGCACACAUUUUGGGAAGUGUUUUCAUUUCACAUCUUGGUCCAUACUAAUAUACCGGAUAAUGGGAUAUACGUGUUUAAGGAAUAUUGCAUCUUGUCCUCAACCUCUAAUAUGUUUAAUGUAAGUGACAGAAUGUUAAAAUCUGUUCAGUAAAAUGCAGAUUCUUCAGGUUCUAAACAACUGAUGCAUUUUUGAUCAUGUACUUGCUAAUUCAGACAACUAUACAUCUGUGCUUUGUAAAGGAAAAAGACUUUCCCACGCAACUGUGA
Messenger RNA from Dermochelys coriacea (leatherback sea turtle), 2115 nucleotides. It is a transcript of the gene SIL1, whose product is annotated as SIL1 nucleotide exchange factor. The record is from RefSeq and is a predicted model, not a curated record. The transcript is spliced from 11 exons. Lineage: Eukaryota; Metazoa; Chordata; Testudines; Dermochelyidae. The coding region runs from base 139 to 1701 and encodes 520 amino acids.